AGUUCAAUGAGAGGAGAUUGAAAAAGGUGAAUGAACUUAUAAUUAAGGAAGGAAGUAGCCUGAGGCUGACCCUGCCAAAAGAGGUAACAGAGGAAACAGCAAAAAAAAAAAAAAAAACUGUUGUGUAUAGAAUACUCUCAAACUCAAGCAAGAGGGUGGAAAUAGCAACCAUUGAAGCAAUGGAGGAGUGUCUUAAGGGUAUUAAGCACUUUAUGGCAUACUACACCAGAGGCAAGAAGUACGGCACAGUGGAGAUACAGUUUGCAACCAAACAAGACACAAUAAAGUGCUCCACUGUGCCAUUGAGGUUGGAAGAGUGGGCACUGCUGCCAACCUACUGUGGCAAAUGUGCAGCCAGAAUUAAGAUUGGCAGAGUGCCCCCAGAAAUUGAUGAAACAUGACUGUGGCAGCCAUCCUCUACAACACAGAGGAGGAGACCAAUGUGCUGAAGGUAACGAGGACAACAGAGGUAAAGUGGUUUGGAUACAGCUUUGAGGUGACAGUCCAAAUCAGUUUGCUGGACCUGCAUAAAAUUGUAGAUGAAAUUAUGUUGCCAAAGGAUGUUAAAUUAAAAGUAAUAGUGGAGGGUAGAUCUCCUAUCUGCUACCACUGUGAAGUACAGGGACACAUGCAAGCAAGGUGUCUCCAGAAACAAGAAGUAGAACAGGAGGAGGAGGUGGAACAAGGAGUGGUAGCACGAAGCCAAGUAAGUGAAGAGAUGGAAAAUACUCAGUUGGUAAAAGAAAGAAGAAAAGAGAUGAAAAUGUAUAUUCACCACCAAAAAGCCCGCAAAAAAAGUAUGCAGAAAGGAAAGGAAGCAACAAUAAAGAGUAAAAGUGGGAUAGAGAUGGUUGAGACACAAAAACCAGGAACAUCAGGAGAGAUUAGAUAUGGAAAACGGGAAGGAGUACCAAAAGGAAAAAAAACGUGUGGAUGAUGAUAGAAUAUAAAAAGAACAUAGAAAUAGAGAAAUGGAUCACUAAAAUGAAAAAUGUAAUCAGAGUGAAAUUGUUGGGGAUGGAGCAUACCGAAGAUGACAGGGCAGUUUUGCUAGAGAGAGAGAAAAUAGAAAGAUUAAAAGAAUUCUUUGGUGAACAAAUUGUAUUAUCAGAGUUGUGGGUUCGAUGCAACGAACUACCACCAGUGGUGUCAUUUGAAGACAUAGUGGAGUACUUAGUCAAUUGAA
Octopus sinensis (East Asian common octopus) is the source of this 1186-nucleotide messenger RNA. RefSeq lists its product as uncharacterized. Lineage: Eukaryota; Metazoa; Mollusca; Cephalopoda; Octopoda; Octopodidae. The record is from RefSeq and is a predicted model, not a curated record. The coding region runs from base 398 to 937 and encodes 179 amino acids. The transcript has 2 exons.